Cooperia oncophora is the source of this 2607-nucleotide messenger RNA. NCBI's taxonomy places the organism in Eukaryota, Metazoa, Nematoda, Chromadorea, Rhabditida, Trichostrongylidae. The record is from the annotation of a GenBank genome assembly.
AUGACAGACGAUAACAUUGACAAGGAACUCGAGAAAAUGCUUGCCCUCGAAAGGGACGAGGAUGCUCGUGUAGCAACCCUUCAGUCUCAGGUGACGAUGCUAAUGGAACAAGUCCAAGCUCUCACACAACAGGCAGCCCAGGUGAGAUCCUCUACAUCUAUAGUACAAAAAGAGGUACAGGCGCUGCAAUCACUCCCAGAAAGGCUGCAGGAAAGCCUGUGGAGUGGUAAUAACACACGCGCAACAGAGAAGAACCGUGAAGAAGUAACCAAAUUGAUUUCGGAGCUUUUAUCUAGUAGCUGCGAACUCAUAAAUAAAGAAGUUUCCAAAAUGGAUCAACUGAUAGUCCAAAUUUUGCAAUGGAAGGACUACAGUUGGAAACAAAUAAUAGCUGAGCAAAAAGAAUUCUACGCGCAAGCGCAACAUGAUGAUCAGUGUAUGCGAGAAUUAGCGCGUUUGCUCCAGGUGGCUUCAACAGAAGUCGUCAACGCAGUAAAAAACUGUUUCGUCAAACGUAGUGGCGGCGAUACAACUAGAGUAAAUAGUAGAAACUAUACUAGGAACGCUCAAGCUUACGAGCUGCCUGACGACUAUGAUAAACCACUGUUUCAGAGAGAACAACCAAUGGAGUUCGACAGUCCGGGUACGGACACCGCCACCGACUUCAGGAAAGCCAUAGAACAAGUGCGAGAGGGUCGCCACACGCAUACGGCUGAGCUCGCAAGCUUCAACCUCGCGGACGCUGAGCGAGGUCAGUUCUACUCUAUAAACACAAACAGUUAUAAGAACUGUACCCCGGUAUCACAAGAGAACAACUUCAAAAUUGCUAACGAUAUAGCAUUGCAGCCACUCGAAUGCAGAAACAAGCCAACGACCGCAGCACCGACUCAGAUCAGUCAAGGUGUGUUUCCCUCUCAAUUCCAGCCAGAAUUGAAUGUAGGAGCAACUUUAGCGGCUAUGGCGUUACCGGAGGUGCCACUUUUCUCUCAUCCCCAAGGAAAGGGAUUCGAAAACUUUGUAACCUCAUUUUACAUGAAGUAUGGUAGACUAGGGUUACAAGACAAUAUGCUAAUCCACUUGAUGUGUUCAAAGUUACAAGGAUACCCAAGAGCGGUAAUGGAAACUCUACCCCGCAACGAUCGGGAAUCCAGUUACGCUAAUUUCGUAGAAGCUUUACGAGCUAAAUUGAAAGAAAAUGACGUUGCUCGACGUACAGAGGCAUACAUAAAGCUAAAACAGCUUCGAAAACGCUCUUCCGUGACAGACUACUGUGUCGAACUAGAAGAACUAACUCAAAGGGUGUACCAAGAUGCAAGUGACAAAGAGCUGUCCAUGAUCCGCGCAGGUGAGCUCAUAACACAGCUUACGGAAUGGAAGGAAUACAUACAGCUCUUCAGUACUUUAGAGCAGUCAAGACAAGAAGAAGCUUAUGAAAAGCUCAAAAGUCUAGCGCAGUGUAUUGAACGAAGCCGUCAAGUAGCUAACGCAGUGCGAUUCUGUAAUAAAACGAAAUAUGACAAUCGUCCGACUGCUAGGCAGUUCGAAAACGAGGAAAAAGUUGUUUCGGAGAGAGAUUGCUGGAAGGCUCAGGCCUGUCAGAAAAAGAAAGAGCAGCCUCUCGAACAAGCGCCGCCGCCCAGCAAAUCCGAACCUGUGAAAGUGCAUCCUUCAAGUCACGGUCAAAGAAAAGAAACCACAGAGGCGCAGAUGUUUACUACCACCUUGAGUCGUUGGAACUGCAAGGAAAUUCAAGCCAAAUCGUCAGCAUACAGUGAGCUCUUUGGCAAGCAAACUAUCGCCAAGGUUGAUCUUUUAGGCAUGUCAAAACUUGCACUGUUGGAUACAGGAUCUCAAAUCAGCAUCAUGCCACUUAGUAUACUGCUUGAAGCGCAACAAGCAGGAUUCGACAUUGAUAGUGAUGUAGAAGAGGUGCCUGUACCAAAUAAAAAAGCAAUCUACGACGCCUCAGGAAACGAAAUGGAUUUCAAAGGCGCAAUACGCCUCACAGUGAAGACGAAAAAUAUACCAUCUCAAAAAGUGGCGAUGUUCGUUAGAAAAUCGGACGAUAACAUGAUAGUCUUCGGAACAAAUGCGCUAAAGCAGUUCAACCUGGCACUGAAAGGAAAUCACAGCCGACAAAAAGUCAUCCAGUCGAAGAAAUCUCAAACUCCUCAGCAAAGCCACAAGAACAAAGAAGAAGGGCGGAAAACGGACGAAAUCGACGCACGCCCAGCCGUUGUAGUUAGACGGGUAUAUAUUCCGCCUGGAGAAACGAAAUCGGUUGCCAUAUCCAUACCAGAAAUUAAUCAAGACCAGAUUCUGUGGUCUGACUGCGAUGUAAUUCCAGACACUGUUUGUCAUUACAGCAGACCAGUAGUGGAAAUACCAGUGACCAACACCCUACACCAAGCCAAAAUAUUUCGUGUAGGAGAAAAAGUAGGUAACUGGGACACAGAGACAGUUGUGGAGCAACCAGCUGCGGAGUACACAAAUAUGCUGGAGCGUACUUGUAGCGAUGUCGUCGAACGUGAACGACAUCUUUUGGAAUUACUUUGCCAUGGAAAGCGAAGCAUAGAGAGCGAAGAACCGCUGAGGAAAUUGGUGACA